AUGGGUGGCGACGGGCGCAUUAGUCGCAACACGCUGAUUGGUGGGAAGUACCACGUUGUAAAGCAAAUAGGAUCUGGCUCUUUUGGUGAUGUUUUCCAAGGGACAAAUAUUCAAACAGGUGAGCAUAUUGUGGUGAAGUUGGAGCCGGCGCGCGGUCAGCAGCGGCUGCGGUCGGAGGUGUGGAUGUAUCAUCAUCUCAGAAGAGCGGGAGGGGAUCACUUAGUGGGUAUUCCUAAUAUUCUUCAUUACGGCGUACAGGGAGAUUUUAACGUGAUGGUUAUGGAUCUUCUCGGGCCCUCAUUGGAGGAUCUUUUCAGUUUCUGUGGUCGUCGGCUGUCAUUGAAAACAACGCUGAUGUUAGCGGAGCAGAUGAUUGCGCGUAUUGAAUUUGUCCACAGUAACAAUAUAAUUCACCGUGAUAUUAAACCUGAUAACUUCCUAAUGGGAACGGGAAAGAAGGGCCAUCACGUGUACAUCAUUGACUUCGGACUUGCAAAGAAGUACCGUGAUGCACGAACACAUCAGCACAUUCCAUACAAGGAAGGCAAAAGUUUAACUGGGACGGCACGUUACUGUUCCAUCAACACACAUAUUGGCAUUGAGCAGAGCCGACGUGAUGAUUUGGAAGGUAUCGGUUAUAUCCUCAUGUAUUUCCUCCGUGGCUCACUGCCGUGGCAGGGUUUAAAGGCACCUACGAAGAGGGAACGAUAUAUGCGACUUGCAAAGUUGAAGAUGUCUACUCCCUUGGAAACUCUCUGCCGAGGCUUCCCUGCUGAGUUUGCGGCAUAUUUGAACUACACCCGUAGUCUACAUUUUGAGGACAAACCGGAUUACAGUUAUUUGAAACGUCUCUUCCGUGAGCUUUUUGUGCGUGAAGGUUAUCAUAUGGAUUAUGUUUUUGACUGGACACUAAAGCGGAUUCAUGACACAUUACAUCCCUCCAGUGAUGCUGCGCUUGAAGACGGUGAUGAGGAGAGUGAUGACACCGAAUGA
Molecule: messenger RNA, 993 nt
Organism: Trypanosoma brucei brucei TREU927
Lineage: Eukaryota; Euglenozoa; Kinetoplastea; Trypanosomatida; Trypanosomatidae
Gene: Tb927.5.790
Product: casein kinase I, epsilon isoform, putative
Exons: 1
Coding region: 1-993 (330 amino acids)
Biological process (GO): signal transduction; endocytosis; peptidyl-serine phosphorylation
Cellular component (GO): cytoplasm; nucleus
Molecular function (GO): protein serine/threonine kinase activity; ATP binding
Source: RefSeq, a predicted model, not a curated record